CUUGGCACAUGAAACAGCCAAACGAGGGGAAGUGGAAGGUCAACACGGGAUGGCCAAGUAUCCCAAGGCGGUGAAGCGAGGCGGCAGAAUGCGAACCAGAAAAUAAAAUUCCGAGGCUGCUGCCAAAGGCGUUACUCACCACGCAAAUAUGGAUAUCCUCAAGCUACUGUCGCGAUCGACAAAACCAACAAACAGGCCAGGUGCUACGAAGGAUGCUUCUGCCAAGUUGCCAUCAGCUGGUAUCUCGUCGAACCCUCAAUUAUACCACGAUGCGAUACCCGAUUCCAGAGGAAAGAAGAGGAAGCGCGGAGGAGAGAAAGUUGAAGAACAGACCGUGAACGACGAGGACGACAAUGUGGAUUUCUUUGCGCCGAAAAACACAGCUCCAAUAGUGAAGAAGGUUGCGCCAGCAGAAAAUGUGACUACCAUCGCAGAGCCGAAACUUCUGGACCAAGAUGAAUGCCGACAGAUUCUCAAAUCGCAUAGGUUGAAGAUUACUCUCCUGACGUAUGGAAAAACGCCCGAGAAGAAGAUCAAGAAGUCGAAGAAAACGAAGGAAAGCAAGAAAUCUUCGAAAGAGGAUUUCAAACAGGUGUAUCCUCAACCGCUGAUCGCAUUCGGAGAUCUGCGGAGUACAUACGGGAUCUCUGGUCGCAUGGCAGACAAUUUGGUACAGCAGGGAUAUAAGAUACCUACGGAAGUUCAGAUGGGAAGUUUGCCGCUUCUUUUACGGCCUGAAGUUGCUCUGAGAGAAUCUGAGCUUGGGGCUUCCGAGGUGGAUUUACUGGCUGUUGCGCCGACGGGAAGUGGGAAGACAUUGGCAUUCCUGAUUCCAAUCGUGGACAAGAUUAUACAGCGGAGAAGAGAGAAGGAAGACAAAGGGGAGCAUAAUCUGGAAGCUAUUGUGGUUGCGCCUACGAAGGAAUUGGCAAGUCAAAUUGUGAACGAGGCGAAGAAAUUGAGUUUGGGUACUGGGGUCAAGGUGGUGGGGAUGCGGAAGGGAAUGAGAAUCGUGGAGGGCAGCACGAAGGUGGAUGAGAGUUCUAGUGAGGAGGAAGAGGAGGAAGACGAGAAGAAGUCAUCUCAGCCUAUUUCUAAAGGCGACAUUUUGAUCACCACGCCUGGUCUUCUUCUCAGCGCUUUGUCAACAGGAGAUCCUACCAAAUAUGCGCCGUUGCCUUCAAUACGAACAUUGGUUCUUGACGAAGCCGAUGUUCUUCUCGAUCCCCUAUUCAGAGACCAAACCCUUGGUAUUUGGAACUCAUGUACCAAUCCGGACCUACGAGUUACGCUCUGGUCAGCCACCAUAGGCUCAUCCAUCGAAACCCUCGCCAUAUCAACCAUCACCAGCCGCCGAACCCAGCUCUCACUCCCAAAUACACCCAUCCUCCGCCUCAUUGUAGGCCUCAAAGACUCAGCAAUCCCAAACAUAACCCACCAACUUACUUACGCCGCCACCGAACCCGGAAAACUCCUCGCCCUCCGCCAACUCCUCCACCCUACCGCAGGAACCUCCUCAUCCACCAUCUCCCUCCGCCCUCCCUUCCUAGUCUUCACACAAACCAUCCCCCGCGCCAUAGCCCUCCACUCCGAACUCCUUUACGACAUCCCCGCCGAAGCAGGCGGCUCCGCGCGCAUCGCAGUCCUGCAUUCCGACCUCUCUGACUCCGCCCGCUCGCACGUAAUGACGCGAUUCCGCACCGGCGAAAUCUGGAUCCUUAUCACAACCGACAUCCUCUCCCGCGGCGUCGACUUCCGCGGCGUAAACGGCGUAGUCAACUACGACGUGCCUAACUCAGGCGCCAGCUACAUCCAUCGCGUUGGGCGGACUGGCCGUGGUGGACGCGAUGGCGGAGUUGCCGUCACAUUGUACACGAAAGAGGACAUCCCGUAUGUGCGCGAUGUGGCGAAUGUCAUUGCGGCGAGUGAGAAGCAGGCUGGGAGGGAGGUGGGCGAGGCGGGUAUGCAGAAGUGGUUACUUGAUGUGUUGCCCAAGCCGAGUAAGGAGGAGAAGAAGAGGUUGAAGAUAUAUGGUGUUGAGGCUAGACGUGGGGGUUUGGCUGAGAAGGGGAAAGAUAAGAAUGAGAAGGAUAAGGGCAAAGGGAAGAGGAAGGUGCAGAUUAGUACGAAGAGUGGUUAUGAGCGAAAAUUGGAGAAUAAUCGGAAGGGUGCUAUCAGUGGGAGUAGGAGGCGAGCUAAACUUGAGGCUGAAGAGGGUGGUGCUGAGGGAGAGAAGGAAUCGAGUACAGCAGCUGAUGAUGGGGAGUGGGGUGGUUUCGAGGAGUAGAUAUUUGAUUCCCCCAGGUCCAGGAAUUCGAUUUGUCGCUGAUGCCUCUCCAUCCGACCUACCUUCUGGUGAAAAUAGCUUCGCAGAUGCAGAAGCAAGACCAUCUCUACAACUAACCUUUGGACCAAAGACCAUCACUACCCGGCAGAGCUACACCUGUAGGCGCAGCUUUGCCGGUGUGUAGGGUCUCUGGUCCUACAAUUAGCAUGCAUACUUGUUUUCGAUGAAAACGCAGCUUCAAUGGAUUCUACAAGUCGUGUUUUUGGACCAACUGGAUUUAUGUCUUGCAAACCUCGAGAUUCACCAGGCGUGUACUCUGCUUCUAGAACAGCGUGGAAUCAGAAUCUGGACUCGGCACUCAAUCCAAAUCACUUUAAUUUAGUGUAGUACAACUCUUGAGUACAACUCAACUCCAUCCACCAAUCCCUCCUCUUCCACUUCCACACCUUCUUUCGGAUCUCAGCGGACCUCCUUGACCAGUGACCACUAGAUCACCACCCUCCUGUUCCCGUUCCUCUUCCUGUUCCUGUUCCCGUUCCUCCCAGGUCAAUUCCCAAGCGCGCGGUCCCAGUGUCGACGUGGAAAAAAAGAACCUGGAAACCAUCAAAUCCUCACCUGCAGUACUGCACCUUCAAGUAUUUCUCCACCCACCAACCAACCAACACCCGAAAUCCCACCACUCAUACCACCCCCUCCCCUCCCUUCCACUCCCCAUAUAGGCACCUACCUACUUACGCCGUACUUUAUUUCUGACUUCCGAGCACAUACGAAGCACCUGUCACCUCCACCCAAGCACCAAGCAUCAAAAGCAUAACUCUCAUUUCGGCCUUGCCACCCUUAGCGCCUCCCGUUUUGUGAGGAAUAUAUUACUUCGCAUGCGGCUCUACUCUCGUUUAUUUUAAGUGGCCCCCCCCUGGGCAGUUGUUUAUUACUGUUUCACACAAACCUGCGGGAGAGCGUGGCUUGGCGUGUGUCUUGGCUCCUGUCAGGAUGGAUGAAGGUUAUUGCUGUGGGGAGGGGCAGGGGGUGCUGGUUUGAGGAAGCGCGCCAGUGCGUUCUUCGCUCGCUUAAGAGCCAAGCAAUGCAGGCGGGUGUGUGUUU
Molecule: messenger RNA, 3388 nt
Organism: Cadophora gregata
Lineage: Eukaryota; Fungi; Ascomycota; Leotiomycetes; Helotiales; Ploettnerulaceae
Gene: ROK1
Product: RNA-dependent ATPase rok1
Exons: 1
Coding region: 149-2287 (712 amino acids)
Biological process (GO): maturation of SSU-rRNA
Cellular component (GO): 90S preribosome
Molecular function (GO): nucleic acid binding; RNA helicase activity; ATP binding
Source: RefSeq, a predicted model, not a curated record